CAUGAGUAUAUUUUGAACGGUAUGACAAUUUGAGCAGAAUGCACAAUUUUCCCAUAAAAUUGGAUUUAUCCAACUUCUUUUGUGAUGAACGCCGCUGCUCGUUGGUGUUAGUUGAUGUAUCAUGGGAGAAUGUUAAAGAUCUGCAAGAUCACAUUCAAAAGUUGUUCAAUUUGAAGAACAUAAGUUUGUUGACCAGCGAAGGAUGUUAUGUGCCCCCGAAGGAGUCCAUCAAAGUAAUCAAGUCGACAGAAUCGCUUAAGGCUUUUCAACUAGAUCCAACCGGCAAUUCUAAUGAGGAGCUUUCGCAUCCGACUGAAACAAGCAAAAAACGAAAAAAUCGCUCGGUUGAAACAGAAAAUGAGUUGAUAAGCUCCACUCCCAAUCUGCCCAAGCGUUCCAAAUGCAAAAGUAUAACAAGAAAUGAGGUCACCUAUGUGGAACCGGCCUCAAUCAGAGAUGGUACAAAUGGAGUAGGGAGCGAGGAUCAAUCAAACCUUGGAACUGAAUUAUUGAUGCAAGACGAUCAACGGGCCUCAUAUAUUAGCAGCGUUGAUAAUAAUAAAUCAGCAGCCACGGCUGCCACUGAGUCCAGCAUCUCAAAUCAAUCAAAUCGCACUACUAGGAAUCUCAGCAGUUUCAACAAACAAAGUGUUUCAAACAAUCAUAUUCUAUAUAAGGACGAUGAAGAUGAAGAAAAUGUGCCACCAAAUGGCACAACUGUGGAGAAGAGCCUGCAAUUGGAGCACGUAGAACCGGAAGUCGAAUUUCGUAGUCAACUAAUGGAGUUAGAUAUGAACUCUGUUCGCGUCUUUAGGCUUUCGCGCAAACACAAAGAUAUUCAAAUUAUCGAGGAAAUUGUAAUUCCUGCCAAGGCGCCUGCAGCCGAGCCUAAAAUGGAUGAAACGCAAUUAGAACCAUCAGUAGAGACAUCUAUAGCAGUGGUUACACCAAUUAAAGCUGACUUGGAGCAUACGACAAUGACACCAAAGAGUUUACCUCAGCUUUCUUUAGAGAUCUCACAGCAGGAGCAAGAAUCGGCGAAUAAAAUGCAGGCCAAGGAGCUAACACAAAGUUUAUUGGACUCCGACUCGGAUGACGAUGUUAUGGUGUUGGAUGACACAAAUGUGGAUGACUCUGAUUCGGAUGUCCAAGCGGUGCCAUUGAAGGAUACGUCACUGGACGUUAUUAAAGAUAUGCUACAAAAUGCAGCCCCCUUGGAGAAUUUACCCAAUGUGGGUGAAACGAUAAUCUUUAAGCUGCCCAAAGUGAAGGGAGCAAAGCCGCCAAUAGCGUUUACGGAAAAUAUAGCGGGCACCUGCUCUUACGUGAAUCGUCGUACGAAAUCCAUCACAAUCGCUGUAAUCGCAUAUUCCGAUAAGUUUGCUGAUGUACUGCAACAGUAUUCCAGCCGUUUGGAUGACACUACAGAUGCCGCCCCCAUUUUAAAUGUUAACUUUAGAGAUUUGAUUCAGGCCAAGGUAAUUGUGACCUCUGUGGACUAAGCAGGGAUUGCCAAGUCCAAAACACUUGAUUGUAUUUGUGUUUUAUCAUGUUUUCAUAAUUUGUUAAUAUAAACGUUCAUC
Messenger RNA from Drosophila arizonae, 1583 nucleotides. RefSeq names its product coilin (gene coil). The record is from RefSeq and is a predicted model, not a curated record. NCBI's taxonomy places the organism in Eukaryota, Metazoa, Arthropoda, Insecta, Diptera, Drosophilidae.